This is a messenger RNA of Debaryomyces fabryi, 891 nucleotides long. Its product is annotated as putative tRNA acetyltransferase. Gene Ontology annotation, molecular function: RNA binding. Bases 1 to 891 code for a protein of 296 amino acids. Gene Ontology annotation, biological process: tRNA modification. The record is from RefSeq and is a predicted model, not a curated record. The transcript has a single exon. Lineage: Eukaryota; Fungi; Ascomycota; Pichiomycetes; Serinales; Debaryomycetaceae.
AUGGGCAAAAGAAAGGCAGGCAAUUCAAAAGGUGGGAAUAAGAAUAAGAAAUUCAGGGUUAGUGGAUUUAUUGAUCCAAAUACUAGUGGGAUAUAUGCUACAUGUAACAGAGGUAAAGAACAACAAUGCCGAAAGGAAUUAAUAAACUUGUUCUCAGAUAAGGCUGAAGAAUAUUUUAAUUUGGAUGAACUAAACGAAGAAUCUGACGCUGAGAAAGAUGAUAAGGAUCUUUCUAUUGAAGAAAAAAUUCAAAAAGAAUUGAAUGACAUGCAAGACUCCAAAGGUACCAAGAAAGAAAUUCUCAAACCUAUUGAUUUAGGUUGCGAAUGUCUUGUAUUCAUUAAGACCAGAAGACCAAUUGAACCAGCAACAUUUGUCGAAAGAAUUUGUGAAGAAUUUUCCGAGUCUAAGUCCAAAACAACUAGAUAUACUCAAAAACUAUCACCAAUAACGUUUUCCGUUACACCCACUAUGGAAGAGGUUAAAAAAUUAGCAGAAAGAGUGUUGGGUCCACAUUUUCACAACAAGAAUGAUCAAAAGCCUUAUAAAUUUGCAAUUCAGGUUUCAAAGCGUAACUUCAAUACUUUACAAAAGCCUGACAUCAUUAAGGCUGUUGCUGAAAGCGUAGGCAGGGAUCAUGGACAUUCAGUGGACUUGAAGAAUUACGAUAAAUUGAUAAUGGUGGAAUGUUACAAAAGCAAUAUUGGUAUGAGUGUAGUAAAUAAUUAUGAUAGAUUAGAAAGAUUUAACUUGCAGCAAAUAUUUGAAAAAUCUGUUGACAGUGAAUCCAAAGACAGAAAUCAAAAAUCAGAAAUUGGCCAAGUUUCCGAUAACUCAGUCAGUCUCAACAAGGAAAACGACCAACAUGAUGAGCAAUCGAAAGAGGACUGA